Molecule: messenger RNA, 2964 nt
Organism: Diorhabda carinulata
Lineage: Eukaryota; Metazoa; Arthropoda; Insecta; Coleoptera; Chrysomelidae
Product: thiamin pyrophosphokinase 1
Exons: 4
Coding region: 360-1151 (263 amino acids)
Biological process (GO): thiamine diphosphate biosynthetic process; thiamine metabolic process
Molecular function (GO): thiamine diphosphokinase activity; ATP binding; thiamine binding
Source: RefSeq, a predicted model, not a curated record
AGUCGCUAUGUGGAACGCCUAAAAGAGUAAUUCAGACGCUGUGAACGCUUAAUGGAAUGCACCCUGGAAUAACAACUAAGUUUCUAUUUCUUCUUAGAGUAUGUCACGAAGCAUACCCUAUGUUCUGUGGUUAUGUUUACAUUAACGUGUAUACAACUUCUAUGGCGUAAGGUCUCUUAUAAAUAAAAAUUUUACAAUUUUAAAAAUGCGACUCUGAUUUAUUGAGAUAAGAAUACAUUAGUUUUAAUUGUCUAAUAGAAACACUGCUACGAAACGUCUAAUUAUCAAGCAAUAAAGUUUGAUUUCUUGAGUUGUCUCAAAUUUGAGUAAUUUAGUUAUACUCACAGCUGUUCAGAGGAAUGAGUUUUGAACCAAAACUUAAAAAUUGGGCUCCAUGUGCGAACCUUUUUUCAGAAUCGAAGGCGAAUAACUAUGCUAUUCUUAUAUUAAAUACACCAAUUAACUUUAGCUUUAACCCAAGUUUUGUGGUUAGAUUAUGGAAACAAGCUAAAGUUAGAGUUACAGUAGACGGUGGAACAGAAAGGUGGUUAACAUGGUUGACAAUGAAUAAAGAAGAGUUCAAAGACAUACCACAUCCAGACCUAAUCACUGGAGAUAUGGAUUCAAUAAAUCCAGUGGUAUUGGACUAUUUUAAACAGAUAAAAACAACAGAAAUAGUUACUACUCCAGAUCAAAAUGAAAUAGAUUUUUUGAAGGCUUUGAAAGAGCUAUUGACCUACUGCAGUGCACACUCAAUGAAGUUGGAUACAAUCUAUGUGCUUGCUGAUACUUGUGGUAGAUUAGAUCAAGUAAUGGCAAAUCUUAAUGUACUAUACAAAGCCAAAUAUUUUUGGAAUGAUGUUGAUAUUUUCCAAAUAGCAUCUUCAUCUUUAAGCUGGUUAUUAGAUGAAGGAAUUCAUGAAAUACAUUUACCUCAAGAUUUAAUAAAUAGUGAAGAUUGGUGUGCUCUUUUACCAAUUGGAACACCCAGUAUCGUUACCACAACAGGGUUAAAAUGGAACCUAGACAACACGGCUCUUGAAUUUGGUGGUUUAAUUAGUACUUCAAAUACAUAUGGUGGUUCUACAACAAUAUCUAUUAAAAACAAUUCUCCGUUAAUAUGGUCUAUGAGUAUAGAAUCUCUAUUAUAGCACAAAGUACUUUUAUUUAGCAUAUUUUUAUGUGUAAUAGUAUAUACUGGUUAAUAAGAAGACUUUUGUAGACAAAUGCCAAAGAGAAUAUGACAAUUAGAAAAAAUUAUGGUAUAUUUAUGUAGAGAGAUAUUCUAUAUAAUUUUUAGUUAAAUGAAAAUGAUCUUUGUAGAAUCGGUAACUAAUUACACAAUAAAAAUUUCAUUCCUAUUUUACAAAAAUUUACAAAUUUAUUGUAAUAGUAACUAACUUUCAAAACUAUUUUUCAUAUUUUUUGACAGGAGAUCUUAAGUUGAUAUUUUGAUAGUUUGUUAUAUAAGAACACAUUUUAACAUUCCUACUAAAGAAUUGUAAAAAUAUAUUUAUUAACUUCUUCAAGUGGCCUUGACAAAAUAUUCACAACCAAAUUUCUUUUACUCCUUGGCUUUGGGCAAAUCUGCAUGAUUUACAUAUCGAAACCAUCACUUCUGAAAAAAUGUUUAGUUUAUAUAGUUUUAGAAAGAUAAAUAAGUUUCUUAUUAGUAGAUUCUUCGUGGUUUUUGUUAUUGAGCACAAUAAUGUUGUUUCAUAUCUACUUGGAACAAUAAAAUUGGGAAUAAAAAUAUGCCUUUAGUUUUUGAUGAUAUGCAUUGGUCAUUGGGCGGUACUUCAACACCUUUUCCAAUUAAUAGCUAACAGAACAUGCUCUAGUUAUCUCAAACUUAUGUAUCUAUAAAGAACUUAUGCACAUCUACCAUAGGGCUAUUUUUCAUAUAUUUGCAAGCUUCAAAUUUGCUUGCGAUAUGGAAUGAUCUAUAGACAUAAUUUCCACUAUCUAAUACAAGAGAAGAACUAAUAAAGGCAAUCAACAAAUUGGAAACAGGAGCAGGAAAAAUCGGUCUAGAAAUAAACCAAAUACAUGAAGAUAGCAAAACAAGACGAAAGAGGAAUAAACCUCCUAAGGACACAGAAAUUCGUAAUUAUCUCAUACUUAAAAAGUUAAGGAGCAGGUGAGAAGUAGAUGGGUGGAUGUUGUAUGGUGCUGUAGUACUCUUGCUCCAUAUGUCACACCAAAAUUCUUGACUGAUAAAAAAGUGUCCUUUAUUAGUUUCGAGGUAAUUAAACGUGUUCAAUAUUAUUUCCCUUGCUUCCAAGCUUUUUUCCACUCAUGUUUUGUAUUCUCUGCAACUUCUUCGUAGUUGGCGUUUGCUUUACUUUAUCAUGAAUCAGUAAAUAGAUUCUUCAUUAAUCCAUUUCUGCAAACAAUAUUAUAAAAUCUAGUCAAGGUAAAUAUAAUAGUAUGAAAAUUUUGUUGUUUAGACAUUUUUGUUCCUAAUGGUAGGUGCAUGAAAUACCUUAAAAAAUCUGUGAUUAGUUAUGGUGAGAUAUUUUAAUUAUAAAUUUUUAAAUAAAACCUUUAUCCUUGGAAAUUUCUGUUAUUUGGAGUGUUUGAUAAUUAAAUAUAAUCUUUCGAAACUAAUAUAAUCAUAUUCAUAUUUUUCAAUUUAUUCCUAUAAAUAUUAUUAUUAGUUGUUACUUUACUUAUUUCUCUUGCUCCAAAGCUUUUUCCACUAUGGUUUCGUAUUCUCUGCAACUUCUUCCUAGUUGGCAUGCUCUUUACUUUAUUAUAAAUCAGUAAAUAGAUUCUUUAUCAACACAUUUUUGCGAACUAUAUUAUAAAAUCUGGUCAAGGUAAAUAUAAGAGUAUGAAAAUUUUGUUGUUGACGUUUUUGUUCAUAUUGGUAGGUGCAUAAAGUAUCUUAAAAAAAUCUGUGAUUAGUUAUGGUUAGAUUUUUAAUUAUAAAUUUAUAAAUAAAACCUUUGUUCAUGAAAA